UAACAUCUAACAUAACAAUACGCACAUAAACGAGAGAAAUAGUGAAAUUAUUCAGGAAAGGAAAGAGGCAAAAGAAAGUGGUGGCGAAACUCGAAACGAUGGAAAAAGCUCUGGUCAAUCAUAAUUGUAAGUGGGGGCAAAGGCAAUUGUUCUCUCUGCCUCUUUGGAAUCCCCUGACAGUGGCAGUGAAGCUAAAACCACGGAGGCAGAAGCAGAAGCCUUUCGGAUUAGUUGCUCAGAGAAAUGCAUCUGUAUCUGUGUCUGUGGCAGGAAAUGGCUCAAAUUCCACACUGCAGCGGCAGCCGGAUUUUAAUUUACCAAAUUGGAAUUCCUUCCCAUCCACUCUCACUCUUACACUCACUACUCAGCCUCUGCCCGUUCAACAACAACUCCUCCUCAAACCCUCUCCACAAUUGGCUCUUUUUUCUCUCCUUUUUGUCCUCUCCAUGGCCCUUGGCUCUAUUUUGUCCUUGGCUAUACUUUCCAUUCCUAUCAUGAAUGCUUUUACAAGAUUAGCAGCUUCUAUGGAUAAAUUGUCCAAAGUUGUCUCUGAGGAGGUACCAGGUACCUUGUCUUCUCUAAAACUUUCUGGGUUGGAGAUUAACGAGUUGACCCAACAACUUGACAAGCUCAGGCAAAUAGUUUCUGGAACUCGUUACCGAAAGAAAGAAAGAAACAAAUAAGCCAGUUACUUUGGAAGGAGAAACUGAGACUAGUACUACUUCCCUUGAAGAGGAUUAUGCCAUGGCUGAGAUAUGAUAAUUGAAGAAUGUGGAAGAUCAAUGAAUCUUUUGCUUAAAGUGUAGAGGCAUUGAGGGCAUUCCCAGUCCAUCUUAUUGUCAAUUUUAUAAGUUGAAAUUAGCAUCAUGUAGAUUACAUUUGCAGGCAACUAUCUCUACUUUUAUUUUGAACCUAUGCACUAUGGUAGAAAAGCUUUUUGAAGUAGUUGUGAUA
Messenger RNA from Quercus robur (English oak), 954 nucleotides. RefSeq lists its product as uncharacterized. The record is from RefSeq and is a predicted model, not a curated record. Bases 99 to 683 code for a protein of 194 amino acids. The transcript is spliced from 4 exons. NCBI's taxonomy places the organism in Eukaryota, Viridiplantae, Streptophyta, Magnoliopsida, Fagales, Fagaceae.